Molecule: messenger RNA, 3313 nt
Organism: Bufo gargarizans (Asiatic toad)
Lineage: Eukaryota; Metazoa; Chordata; Amphibia; Anura; Bufonidae
Gene: LRRC70
Product: leucine rich repeat containing 70
Exons: 2
Coding region: 110-1981 (623 amino acids)
Cellular component (GO): plasma membrane
Molecular function (GO): protein binding
Source: RefSeq, a predicted model, not a curated record
UGUUCAUUCUUAAAAAAAAAAAAAAUCCAGAGUGACACACUGACUAGUAUUAUGCCUUCAUGAAACUGCAAGAUUAUUUCUAAAAUGAACAACAUUUUUGGGAACAAUUAUGAGCAGCAAACAAGGGGACGUGCACAGAUGUGAGCGCUUUCUCACCCCACUCCACUUUUGCCUGUGUGGCUAUGUCUUUAUGUUGCUUCUGCAGGAAAGGAUCCUUUGCUGCCCCACCAUUUGCCACAUCUGUUUGGAAAAGCAGGUUAAUUGCCAAAGUUUAGGUCUAACCACUAUACCGAGGAGCUUUCCAAAAACAACCACUCUCAUAUAUUUGAGUGGCAAUAAUAUAACAAAUAUAAGCCCCAAUGAGCUGACAGAUCUGAAGCAUCUAGCUGUGCUUUUCUUGGACAAUUCAAAAAUUUCAUACAUACAUCCCAAAGCAUUUUCCUCCUUGAAGAAACUGUACUCAUUGUACCUAAAUGAUAAUUACAUCCAACGUUUAGAUACAUCGAUAUUUGAUGGACUUCUCAACCUUCAUUAUUUGUACCUUCAACAAAAUCAGAUUGAUCUCCUUCCUCAAGGGUUGUUUGGCCACCUGAAAUCUGUCCGAAAUUUAUACCUCCAGAAGAAUAGAAUUGGCAUCCUUGGCAGCGAUCUCUUUUUUGGAAUGUUUAACCUUCAUACUCUAAACUUAGCCAACAACAAUAUCUCACAGAUAUCUGACUCCGCAUGGCGUCACUUAGAAAACCUCGAAAAUCUAUACCUUGAAGGUAACCGUUUAAUGCAAGUCCCAUCCAAUGCUCUGGGAUUACUCAAAGGUCUCAAAAGACUUUCGUUGUCAAAUAACCAGAUUGGAUCUAUACACAAUUUUGCAUUCUUAGGACUUAACUCUUUGCAGUACUUGUUGUUAGAGAAUGCAAAUCUUCAGGCAUUCAGUGACCAGUCUUUUAAUGGCCUGAGUAAUCUCAAACAGUUGAUUCUGAGCCGGAAUGAGAUACGUACCCUUGAUUCAAAGACUUUUACUAGCCUCAAUCAAUUAGUUUACCUACAGUUGGACAGGAAUGGCAUAGUGGCUAUAUCAGAUGACACCUUUGAAGAAAUGGGUCCUUCACUAAAAGUUCUCAACCUUGCAUUUAAUAACUUGACUUCUCUGCAGCCUCGAGUGCUUCAACCUCUUGUCUCGCUAAGUCAUCUCCAGGCGAGUUAUAAUCCGUGGCACUGUGGAUGCAAUUUGUUGUCACUGAGAAGCUUCCUCCUUUCUUCAUCUUCUAGAUUCAGUUUGCAUUGUCAGAGUCCACCACAGCUCCAGAACCGGCCACUGGGCAAUGUGAAAUUGACAGAAUUUAGAAAUUGUAUGGACAAUACAACAAAUGUAUCACCCACGUUGUCUCGUGUAUUACCAACAAGUACAGAAAUGAUGCACGGCCACAUGAAAAGCGUCACUUUCAAACCUCUCCUAAGCUCUUUGAGCACCCAUAGAACAUUCUUUGCUCAAUCAACAUCUACGGAGUCCAUUAACAUUGCACGUAGCAGUCCAGGUCGGAAUACUAACAUUUCAUUGUAUGAGAAGAUAGCCUUUCAUUUUCCACCUGUGAACCUAACCAGUAAUGGUGUGAGCCCCACACCCCCAGACAUUGUUACUGUGUCCCUUAAACCUGUUGUCAUAUGCGAGCCAACAUCAGAAGACCUUCACCAGUCUUUCUACAUUUUGCUUUCAUUUUUCAUACUGUCUUGUAUUGUCAUUUUUUUUUUUGUAUAUCAAAUUAUUCAGCUAAAAAGGAAACUUAGGACUCCAGAACACCAAGGUGACAGCGUGCUGGAAUAUUACAGCUGCUAUCAGACUGGCAGGUACCAGACAACAGAUCCCAUACACUUCCCACCGCAGAACCCCUUGCCCACUCCUGAUAUUGACUUAAUAAGACCGUUGAAGCGCUCUCCAUCAGAUUCUCAGACCCAGGUCAUCUUGUUUGAGCAUUCUGCUCUCUAACCGAUUCCACUGGGCAGCAGGAAGAUUUACUGCAGAAGGGUCUUUUUUCAAUGCUUUUUCAGUGUUCAUUGGAUGUGUACGUUAGGAUGUUUCCCCCAUGUAUAUCUCUGUAUGUCACUAUAUAGCCAUACAUAGUCUGUCACCCAUAAGGGCCCAUUGUAAAUUUAAAUAAAAAAACAAAACAAAAAAAAACAUACAUGUACAAGUGCUGACAACUGUGCAUGGAUAAUCCGUUAGGAAACUUCACUAAUUAAGGGCUCAUGCACACGUCUGUAUUUUGUUUCCAUGUCCGUUCCAAUUUAUGUCAAUGGGGCCGCAAAAAAACGGAAAUGACUGCGUGUGCAUCCAGUUUCCAUUCUUUCUAUUAUUGUCCGCAUUACGGACAAGGAUAAGGCUACUUUCACAAUAGCGUUAAUAUUUUCCGAUAUUGAGAUCCGUCAUAGGGUCUCAAUACCGGGAAAAAAACGCUUCAGUUUUGCCCCCAUCCAUUGUCAAUGGGGACAAAACGUAACUGAACAGAACGAAGUGCUCAAAAAUGCAUUCCGGUCCGUUCUCAUACCGGAGAGCAAACCGCAGUAUGCUGCUGUUUGCUUUCCGUCCUGGGAUGCGGAGCAACACGGAUCCGUCAUGACCUACAAUGCAACUCAAUUAGGAUGGAUCUGUUUUCUCUGCCACAAUAGAAAACGGAUCCGUCCCCUAUUGACUUUCAAUGGAGUUCAUGACGGAUCCGUCUUGGCGAUGUUAAAGAUAAUACAAUUGGAUCCCUUUAUAACAGAAACUGAUGGUUUUAUUAUCAGUAACGGAAGUGUUUUUGCUAAACCCUGCCGGAUCAGGCAAAAACACUAGUGUGAAAGUAACCGAAAACUGUUCUAUUAGGGGCCAGCUGUUCCGUUCCGCAAAAUACGGAAUGCACACGGACGUCAUCCGUAUUUUUUGCGCAUCGCAAAAUACAUACGGUCGUGCGCAUGAGCCCUAAAAGUUGUGGAAGUUCAGAAUAUCUUAUUUGGAACCUAUCAUCAAGGUCCUUUUACAUGGACCGAGGUUCAUACAAAUGCUUUUUUCACAUAAUUGCCUUGUAUAACGGUGGGCCGAUCACUGAAUCGGAUCUUUAUCUGUCACAUAAAAUCAUUGUUUGGCAUCAACAUGUCUCCCAUAAAAAAAAACAGCUAUGUCGUGCCAGCAAGCAGUGAACCGGUCACUCACUCCCAUACAUGUAAGGCUACUUUCACACUAGCGUUCGUCGGUCCGCUCGUGAGCUCCGUUUGAAGGGGCUCACGAGUGGACCCGAACGCAGCCGUCCAGCCCUGAUGCAGUCUGAAUGGAGCGGAUCCG